This is a messenger RNA of Lizanozyma spartinae, 1515 nucleotides long. RefSeq names its product F1F0 ATP synthase subunit beta (gene ATP2). The transcript is spliced from 2 exons. The record is from RefSeq and is a predicted model, not a curated record. The coding region runs from base 1 to 1515 and encodes 504 amino acids. Lineage: Eukaryota; Fungi; Ascomycota; Pichiomycetes; Serinales; Debaryomycetaceae. Gene Ontology annotation, molecular function: proton-transporting ATP synthase activity, rotational mechanism; ATP binding; ATP hydrolysis activity. Gene Ontology annotation, biological process: proton motive force-driven mitochondrial ATP synthesis; proton transmembrane transport.
AUGGUUCUUCCUAGAUUGUUCAACUCUGCAUCACGCAGUGCUUUCACUGCUGCCAAGCGUACCGUCAUGUUCAACAGAGGUAUGGCUUCAGCUGCUCCAGCUGCUGCUGGUAAGGUUAGAGCUGUCAUUGGUGCUGUCGUCGAUGUCCAAUUCGAAGAAGGUAACUUGCCUGCUAUUUUGAACGCUUUGACCUUGAAGAACGGUGACCAAGAUUUGAUCUUGGAAGUUUCUCAACAUUUGGGAGAAAACACCGUCAGAACUAUUGCUAUGGAUGGUACUGAAGGUUUGGUCAGAGGUACCGUUGUCAACGACACUGGUGCUCCUAUCUCAGUCCCUGUCGGUAAGGGUACCUUAGGUAGAAUUAUCAAUGUUGUUGGUGAUCCAAUUGAUGAAAGAGGUCCAAUUGAAUGUACUCAAAGAAACCCUAUCCACACUGAACCUCCAUCAUUCGUUGAACAAUCCACUUCUGCCGAAGUUUUAGAAACUGGUAUCAAGGUUGUCGAUUUGUUGGCUCCUUACGCUAGAGGUGGUAAGAUUGGUUUGUUCGGUGGUGCCGGUGUCGGUAAGACCGUUUUCAUCCAAGAGUUGAUUAACAACAUUGCUAAGGCUCACGGUGGUUUCUCUGUUUUCACUGGUGUCGGUGAACGUACCAGAGAAGGUAACGAUUUGUACCGUGAAAUGAAGGAAACCGGUGUCAUCAAUUUGGAAGGUGACUCCAAGGUGGCUUUGGUCUUCGGUCAAAUGAACGAACCUCCAGGAGCUAGAGCUAGAGUUGCUUUGACUGGUUUGACCAUUGCCGAAUACUUCAGAGAUGCUGAAGGUCAAGAUGUCUUGUUGUUUAUUGACAACAUUUUCAGAUUCACCCAAGCUGGUUCCGAAGUGUCUGCUUUGUUAGGUCGUAUUCCAUCUGCUGUCGGUUACCAACCUACUUUGGCCACUGAUAUGGGUGCUUUGCAAGAACGUAUUACCACCACCAAGAAGGGUUCUGUUACUUCUGUCCAAGCUGUCUAUGUCCCAGCUGAUGAUUUGACUGAUCCUGCUCCAGCCACCACUUUUGCUCACUUGGAUGCUACCACUGUGUUGUCCAGAGGUAUUUCUGAAUUGGGUAUUUACCCAGCUGUCGAUCCUUUGGAUUCCAAGUCCAGAUUGUUGGAUGCUUCUAUUGUUGGUAAGGAACAUUACGAUGUUGCUACCAAUGUCCAACAAACCUUACAAGCUUACAAGUCUUUGCAAGAUAUCAUUGCCAUUUUGGGUAUGGAUGAAUUGUCUGAAUCCGAUAAGUUGACUGUCGAAAGAGCCAGAAAGAUUCAAAGAUUCUUGUCUCAACCUUUUGCUGUUGCUGAAGUCUUCACUGGUAUCCCCGGUAGAUUGGUUAGAUUGAACGACACCAUCAAGUCUUUCAAGGAAGUUUUGGAAGGUAAGUACGAUCACUUGCCAGAAAACGCUUUCUACAUGGUUGGUGGUAUUGAAGAUGUUGUCGCCAAGGCUGAAAAGUUGGCUGCUGAAGCUAAAUAA